Molecule: messenger RNA, 5188 nt
Organism: Amphibalanus amphitrite
Lineage: Eukaryota; Metazoa; Arthropoda; Thecostraca; Balanomorpha; Balanidae
Gene: PCB
Product: pyruvate carboxylase, mitochondrial-like
Exons: 19
Coding region: 576-4148 (1190 amino acids)
Biological process (GO): gluconeogenesis; pyruvate metabolic process
Cellular component (GO): cytoplasm
Molecular function (GO): metal ion binding; pyruvate carboxylase activity; ATP binding
Source: RefSeq, a predicted model, not a curated record
UAUAUCCGCUCUGAGACAUCAGCCGAGGCAACAACACUGACACCUGUUUUGGCGUUGAAAAGGCACGAUCAUAGGUAACCGUUCAUUCAUCGAAGCAUUUCCACAUUUCACGGUCAGAUUAUAGUCCAUCUCAGCACCCCGGCCUUGUCCGUAGCUCUAUGCUAUGGCGCAGGAGCGUCCCUGGACCAUCCCAGAACGGUCGGUCUACUGCGCCGCGGCGGGCAGGCGAGCCUGUAUAGGUGGGCGGCACCUCGGGCCGGCAGACUGGCUCCGCCGCUGCUGCCGCCCGCGGUGGUUCGCUGUGGACCGACCGACCGACCGGCUGACGGGGCGCCGGCAGUACGACAAGGGGCCUCGGAGUGUAGGACGGGUGGAGCUGCCGGAGGGGCGCAGCUGGGCUGAGAGCUGCUGGGGCUACAGGAGCUGCUGGAGCUGCUGGAGCUGUGUGCCUGUUCUUUAACUCCAGUGCUGCUGGUUUAGGGCAUCAUCUUCAUUCUGCAUCUCCCCGUCUCGUCGACUGUCUUCCAGCCAGUGUGCCUGUCUAGCUGUCCUAGGUGUGGGAGCGUGCUGCCACCAUGCUGCUGAGGGUGCUCCAGGGAAACCAUGUGCUGUCCGGCUCCGGCCGGAUCGCCCUGCUCUCAUGGACCAGGGGCCAGUCCACCAAGCCCAUUGAGUAUAAACCCAUCAAGAAGCUGAUGGUUGCAAACAGAGGCGAGAUCGCGAUCCGCGUGAUGCGCGCCUGCUCGGAGCUCGGUAUCCGCUCUGUUGCCGUCUACUCUGAGCAGGACACGAUGCACAUGCACCGUCUGAAGGCCGACGAGUCGUACCUCAUCAGCAAGGGCCUGCCGCCCGUCGAGGCCUACCUCAACAUUCCAGAGAUCAUCCGGGUGGCCAAGCACAACGACGUGGACGCGAUCCACCCGGGCUACGGGUUCCUCUCGGAGAGAGCCGACUUUGCACAGGCGUGUCAGGACGCCGGUAUGAGGUUCGUCGGUCCUUCGCCCGAGGUGGUGCGACGCAUGGGAGACAAGGUGGCCGCCCGGCGCGCUGCUAUCGAGGCAGGUGUUCGUGUGGUACCGGGCACCGACAACCCCGUCACCUCGACUGAGGAAGCGGUCCAGUUCUGUCAGAAACAUGGCCUGCCCGUCAUCUUCAAAGCGGCCUACGGCGGCGGAGGACGCGGCAUGCGAGUCGUCAGGAACAUGGAGGAUGUGGAGGAGAGUUUCCAGCGGGCCACCUCGGAGGCCAAGGCUGCGUUCGGUGACGGCGCCAUGUUCAUUGAGCGCUUCAUCGAGAACCCCCGCCACAUCGAGGUGCAGGUGAUGGGCGACAAGAGCGGCAACGUGGUGCACCUGUACGAGCGUGACUGUUCCGUGCAGCGCCGGCACCAGAAGGUGGUCGAGAUCGCUCCGGCGCCCAACCUCGACCCGGCGGUCCGCGACCAGAUGACUGCCGACGCCGUCAAACUCUGCAAACACGUCGGCUAUGAGAACGCCGGCACGGUGGAGUUCCUGCUGGACGACAAGGGCCAGUAUUACUUUAUCGAGGUGAACGCGCGACUGCAGGUCGAGCACACUGUCACCGAGGAGAUCACAGGCAUCGACCUGGUGGCCACCCAGAUCCGCGUGGCCGAGGGUCUGACUCUGCAGGAGCUGGACAUGACGCAGGACAAGAUCGAGCCGGACGGCUGCUCGAUUCAGUGCCGGCUGACCACCGAGGACCCGGCGCGGGGAUUCCAGCCCGACACCGGGCGCAUCGAGGUGUUCCGCAGCGGCGAGGGCAUGGGUAUCCGCCUGGACGGCGCGUCGGCAUUCGCCGGUGCCAUCAUAUCGCCCUACUACGACAGCCUGCUGGUGAAGGUGAUCGCCACGGCCAGGGACGUUCAGGCGGCCGCCAGCAAGAUGAACCGCGCCCUCAGAGAGUUCCGCAUCCGAGGAGUCAAGACAAACAUUCCGUUCCUGCUGAACGUGCUGGAGAACCAGAAGUUCCUUUCUGGCACCAUCGACACCAACUUUAUCGACGAGAACCCGCAGCUGUUCCAGUACCAGCCGUCGCAGAACCGGGCGCAGAAGCUGCUCAACUACCUGGGCCAGGUGCUGGUCAAUGGUCCGAGCACGCCGCUGGCCACGCCGCUACAGCCGGCCGUGGUGCACGUCCAGCCGCCAGAGGUUGACGAUUCGUCGUCACCCGAAGCCUACUCAAUGAUCGCGGAGCCGCCGCGCGGCUGGAAGUACAUCAUCGACACGGAGGGCCCCGAGGGGUUCGCCAAGGCGGUGCGCCAGCACCCGGGUCUUCUGCUGAUGGACACCACGUUCAGAGACGCCCACCAGUCGCUGCUGGCCACACGCGUCCGCUCGCAUGAUCUGCUGAAGAUCUCCCCCUAUGUGAGCCACAAGCUGUCCAACCUGUACGCCCUGGAGAACUGGGGCGGCGCCACGUUCGACGUGGCCAUGCGCUUCCUGCACGAGUGUCCGUGGCAGCGGCUCUCGGACAUGCGCCGCAUGGUGCCCAACAUUCCCUUCCAGAUGCUGCUGCGGGGAGCCAACGGGGUCGGCUACACCAGCUACCCAGACAACGUGGUCAAGGAGUUCUGCAACCUCUCCGUGCAGGCCGGUAUGGACAUAUUCCGUGUGUUCGACUCUCUGAACUACAUACCGAACCUACUGCUGGGUGUGGAGGCGGCAGGCACUGCCGGCGGCGUGGUCGAGGCGGCCAUCUGCUACUCUGGCGACAUUUCGGACCCGAGCCGCACCAAGUACACGCUGCCCUACUACCUGGAUAUUGCUGAGGAGCUGGUCAAGGCCGGAGCGCACGUGCUCUCCAUCAAGGACAUGGCUGGUCUGCUGCGGCCUCAGGCGGCCUCCACACUGAUUGCCGCCCUGCGCGCCAAGUACCCGCAGAUCCCCAUCCACGUGCACACCCACGACACGGCCGGUGCCGGCGUGGCGUCGAUGCUGCGCUGCGCAGAGGCCGGCGCCGACGUGGUGGAUGUGGCCGUGGACUCGAUGUCGGGCAUGACGUCCCAGCCGAGCAUGGGAGCCGUGGUGGCCAGCCUGCAGCGCACCGAGCUCGAUACCGGCAUCCCCCUCUCCACGGUGAGCGACUACUCGGCCUACUGGGAGCAGACGCGCACCCUGUACGCGCCGUUCGAGUGUACGACCACCAUGCGCUCCGGCAACGCUGACGUCUACUUGAACGAGAUCCCCGGCGGUCAGUACACGAACCUGCAGUUCCAGGCGUUCUCGCUCGGCCUGGGCGAUAAGUUCGAGAAGGUCAAACAGGCGUACCGAGAGGCCAACCAGGUGCUCGGAGAUCUCAUCAAGGUGACGCCCUCGUCCAAGACGGUGGGCGACCUGGCCCAGUUCAUGGUGCAGAACAACCUGAGUGCGCAGGACGUGCUGCUGCGGGCUGACGAGCUGAGCUUCCCCAAGUCUGUGAUCGAGUUCCUGCAGGGCCAGCUGGGAGAGCCCUACGGCGGAUACCCGGAGCCGCUCCGGAGCAAGGUGCUCGCUCACAUGCGCGUGGAGCCGAUCGAGGGCCGGCCGGGCGCCAACCUCGAGCCCAUGGACUUCGCCGCCGUCAAGAGCUCGCUAGAGGAGCGCUUCAGCAACAUCUCCGACUUCGACGUCAUGUCGUACGCCAUGUACCCAGACGUGGCGUCGCAGUUCUUCCAGUUCCGGGAGAAGUACGGACCGGUGGAUAAACUGGACACGCGCAUCUUCCUGGUCGGACCGCGCGUCGCCGAGGAGUUCGAGGUGACCAUCGAGCGUGGAAAGACGCUGCACAUCAAGACUCUGGCGAUGGCGGCUGACCUGACUCCGAACGGCGAGCGUGAGGUGUUCUUCGAGCUGAACGGCCAGCUGCGCUCAGUGUUUAUCAGGGACGAGGAGGCCACCAAGGGUAUGGCGGUGCACCCGAAGGCCGACCCUACCAACAAGCUCUCCGUGGGCUCUCCGAUGAACGCCAACGUACUGGACGUUCGUGUCAGCGAGGGCGACAAGGUCACCAAGGGCCAGCCACUGGUGGUGCUGUCGGCCAUGAAGAUGGAGAUGGUGGUCCAGGCGCCGGCCGACGGCACCGUCAAGGCCGUGGAGGUCGGCCAGGGGACAAAGGUGACUGCCGACGACCUGCUCGUCACGCUCGAGUAGAGGAAGGGAAAGUGGGAGAGAUGAGUGAAGGAAUGAGCUGUUGCUUGAUGGAGGAGGGGGGCAAAGAAGGGAAGAGUGGAUACUUGAAGCAGAAGAGCGCACAGGUAGAGGACGGCGUAAAGUGAUAGAUGUUGAUGGUUGUUCAGUAAGAGCUGGAUUAGAGAACAGAUCUGCGCCCCGGAAACGACUUGUGACGUCGGAAGAAAGUUACGUAGCAGUACACGAGCAGGUCGCUCACUCGCUGUUCAGUGGAGUUCCUUCCGUUCCUGGAUGAUGAUGUUGCCAGUAGACGCAUGUUAAUGUGAACAAGCUGCAGAGUCGUGUGUGAUAGUUAACGUACGCAGAAGAAUGGGCCAGAUGAAAACUGAAUUACGUCCGCGUAAGGUGAUUUGGGGCUGUUUUUUGUCAUGUCACUGGAAGCUUCUCUCGUCCAGUGCACAGUAAGUGAAUUUAUGGAUCUGUUUUGUGAUGGUCUGCGUGAUUUUGGAACGAUAUUUCAUAUUAGAACGAAUGACUCAUUUUUGUAUUUACUGUUUGCCAUUGAAUUAGUUCCCGUGACAGUGCGUGUGGUUUUGUUACUUUCUUUUCGCGCCGGUGUUGGGAUAUUCAUCAUGGAAUGCAGUAUGUACGGAUUUAUCUGGCUUAAUCGCUUUGCACUGUUAUCUCUCUUGCACUGCCCAGCUGAUAUGCUAGUAGCGUGAGCCGCCGAUUGGCUGACCUAUUGUUAGAUGAACCCGCCGCACCCGCUAAUGAGGUGUGAAUGAGCCUCUCUGCUGCCAGUCGGUAGACAUCGAGCAGGUUCCCCUGGUCAGUAGUGUGUUGAAUCGUGCCAGUCCUAACUCGCUUGCCCCCGUCUCUGUCUUGGUCUCUGCCGUCCCGCUGAGCGGUGGCCGAAUUACUGACCUAAAAGUGCAAUAUUCCGAGUCCCUAGCCGACUCCAAUGCAAUUGAAUGUAGGGCAAGAGCGUGCCACAGCCGUGCAGACUCCAUGUGUCUGACUCAAGUUGUUGUCUUGGUAGAAUAAACUAAGAUGUGUGCAAA